AUGAAUCAAUGGUUGGUCAAAGCUCGUGGCGAGACAAUUGUCCUCAUUAUCUACGAGUACGGGACUGCUGUGCCUACUCAGCAGCAUCUGGAAGAGUUCGUUGCUAUGUGCAUAGGUCCAGAGAACACUGACAGAGCCGGCGCUAUUGCAGAGCAGUCGUUGCGUGAUGUUGUUGAAAAGCUGCAACAACAAUGGUUACCUACGUUCCAAGCCGAGGCAGUUGUCUGGCGGAUGUGGGCGACGCAUCGGACCCGCAACUCUAGUCGCAUCACGUGGGACGAAGCCAUCCUCCAGCCUCCGCCAAUGUAUAUCAUUUGCUCCGACCAGCCAACAAUAGUCGUGACGAGCAAGUCGUGGCCAUUAAUCCAUCAGCGAACGCAGCAUUUAAUUAUGCGAACAGUGCAAUAUCGGACUGUGGUCGUCUGA
This is a messenger RNA of Aphanomyces invadans, 426 nucleotides long. RefSeq lists its product as hypothetical. NCBI's taxonomy places the organism in Eukaryota, Oomycota, Saprolegniomycetes, Saprolegniales, Verrucalvaceae. Bases 1 to 426 code for a protein of 141 amino acids. The transcript has a single exon. The record is from RefSeq and is a predicted model, not a curated record.